GGCUGCUCCUCGGUAGUGGGCUCUCUAGUCCCGCCCCUUACACCCGGAAGUCAUUCUAAGAACUCGGAUGUAGUCUCUGCUGCCCUGGAAGUUCUCCGUCUCCAUGGUGACUGGGACCCGGGAGAGCGGAAGAGAUGCAGCGAGAGGAGAAGCAACUGGAAACCAGUUUGGAGACGCUUAUUGGUCAGGUCUCUGAUUUGAAGAACUCGUUGGUUGGAUUCAUCUAUAAAUUGGAGAACGAAUUUGACCGACUGACCUGGCCCUCGGUGCUGGACAGUUUUGCCCUGCUCUCGGGCCAGCUGAACACUCUAAAUAAAGUCCUUAAAAAUGAGAAGACCCCACUGCUAAAACACCAGGUCAUCAUCCCGCUGCUUCUGUCACCUGACCGAGAUGAAGAGAUCAUGCGUCUGACCGAGGGGAGAGUCCCUGUAUUCAGCCAUGAAGUGGUGCCGGACCACCUGAGAACCAAGCCGGACCCUGAAGUGGAGGAGCAGGAAAAGCAGCUGGCAGCAGAAGCAUCGCGCCUCACUCCUGAAGUGGCGCAGAAACAAGUCCAGACUAUGAAUAAGAUGUGCAACAACCUGCUGGAGAAAAUCAUCAAGGAGGAAAGGGAGUCUGAUGUUGGAAACCUACGGCAAAAUAAACCCACGUAUAAUCCGGCUGACACAAACGCUCUGGUAGUAGCUGUAGCCUUCGGAAAAGGCCUUUCAAAUCGGCGUCCUCUGGGACCUGGGGCUCCCAUGGGUCCAGGACAGUCUGCAGCGGGUGGGAUGUUAUCAGGGGCUGCAGGAAUGCAGCAGGUACCCAUGAAUCUACCGCCAAACCAGCAGCAGCAUUUACCUGGGGGGGUUCCAAUGACCCAGGCUGGUCAGCCAGGUAAGAUGCCCAGCAGUAUCAAAACCAACAUCAAGUCUGCAUCCAUGCACCCAUACCAGCGAUGAAUCUUUCCUUCUAUUUGGGUACUCCUAUUCCAUGCCGCCACUGCCAGGACAUGAAACCAACUUUACUUUGAGAUUUCAAGGACUUUUUUCACGUUUGUACAGAUGGUUUGGAUGCAAAUAAAAGAUUAUAUAAUUUGGA
Messenger RNA from Hyla sarda, 1080 nucleotides. RefSeq names its product mediator complex subunit 8 (gene MED8). The transcript has 7 exons. Gene Ontology annotation, molecular function: transcription coregulator activity; RNA polymerase II cis-regulatory region sequence-specific DNA binding. Gene Ontology annotation, cellular component: core mediator complex; mediator complex. Gene Ontology annotation, biological process: regulation of transcription by RNA polymerase II. The record is from RefSeq and is a predicted model, not a curated record. Lineage: Eukaryota; Metazoa; Chordata; Amphibia; Anura; Hylidae. The coding region runs from base 135 to 941 and encodes 268 amino acids.